Messenger RNA from Neltuma alba, 640 nucleotides. RefSeq lists its product as uncharacterized. The record is from RefSeq and is a predicted model, not a curated record. NCBI's taxonomy places the organism in Eukaryota, Viridiplantae, Streptophyta, Magnoliopsida, Fabales, Fabaceae. Bases 55 to 291 code for a protein of 78 amino acids. The transcript is spliced from 3 exons.
GUUUGUGUGUGUUGUUAAUUUCCAAAGUUAUUAACAAGAGAAACCAUACCAGCCAUGGCUCUCAAGACCAAGACUUCUCUUAUAGUUCUUCUGCUAGUCUUCAUUUUCAUUUCUCCAUCUUCAGGCCUGGUUGAAGGUUUUAGGGAAAGCCAGUAUCGUCCUCGCGACUUACUUUACAAGGAUGGCAUGAAGAUGAACUCGAGGAAGCUGCUAACCCAUGGAUUUGAGCUGGACUAUGAUGAUGCAGGACCCAACCAAAGGCACACAAGAAAGCCUGGCAAGGGAACUUGAUGGCCUUUAAGUUCCUAACCAUCUGAUGAUUCGACUGUGUUUUUCUCCCUCCCUUGCUUCUAUAUGUUCUGUUCGGGUGUUAAGAAACAUCGUAUGACGAUAGAUGAGUUAAUUUACCUGUCCGCUGCUCGUGUGUGUGACGAGGCAAUAAAGCAAGAUAUUUUUAGUGUGUACACCAGAUGCUUGUUUAUGCAGGGACCUCUAAGCAAAAUAAGAAUAAUGUUUUGCAUUUGUUUAUGUAUUGAGAAUAAAAAUAUAAACUAGAUGUGGCUUCUAUACAUUACGCUAGUCUCAUAAAUGAGUUCUAUUACUUAUGGUUUAUAAAUGAAAGAGUUUUAUAUGAAUUUUA